Molecule: messenger RNA, 1690 nt
Organism: Photinus pyralis (common eastern firefly)
Lineage: Eukaryota; Metazoa; Arthropoda; Insecta; Coleoptera; Lampyridae
Product: dolichol kinase
Exons: 8
Coding region: 218-1639 (473 amino acids)
Biological process (GO): dolichyl monophosphate biosynthetic process
Cellular component (GO): endoplasmic reticulum membrane
Molecular function (GO): dolichol kinase activity
Source: RefSeq, a predicted model, not a curated record
CAUAUAUGUGUCUUUUAUACAUAUAUGCGUUUAAGUGACAACGUAGCCUUAUCGUUACCUAACCACACAAAACCAUGUAUUCAAUAAAUCAAAAAUUGUGAUUAAUAAUUGAGAUAAUUGAGAGAGAGAUGACUCGUUACAGACUCAUACAUACAUUUCUAGUGAUACCAAAGUUCACUGCUUAUUAGAGAUUUGGUAACGAUCAAAGUAAAAGAAGAUGAUUCAUUUAAGUGCAUCGAUUUCAUCAGUCUUGGGAGAAGCAGGCAUUAAAGUUAGACCAGAUGCAGAUCCAGGUGUAUGGCUCAUGUUUCUUCUUCCUACGUCUUUAAUUGUAUCCGCCCUAAAACAUCCUGUGGAAUCUUCCUUAACGUUUAAAAUGUGCGCCGCAUUAUCAUUAGGCUUAAUGGGAACUUCUGUGAUAUUCAUCGUACAAUGCACGAAACAGAAAUCCUUAUCAGUAAGCAGACAUUUACAAUUAAUGCCUGCUGCUGUAACAGCGACAGUCUUUCGUUUCAUCUUUAAUGCAGGCUUUUUAUCCAGUUUUAUAAGUGCAUUAAUUUCGUCUACAUGCUAUUGGCAUACCUUGGUAACGUUACUUCGGAAAUUGCCACAUAGUUUUACAGUCGGUGAAGUGGCUGUAGUCUCUCAAGCCGUUGUGCUAUUUUUCUAUGGUGCAGUUCUUAGCUUUUAUUCAACAAUUUUCCAAACUCCAACAACAGUAUCACAGAUUUCAACAAUAAUUGUGCAGGUAGGACUAUGUGCUGUUGCAACAGUAAUAUUGCUAACACACCGAUUCAAAGGUUUACGUGAGAUCAUGUCUUUUUAUUUAACAGCAACUUCUGUCCUGUUCAUAUUUAUAGUUGUCAUUCUCACCACAAUACUACGUCAAAGCCCAUUACUGUGGAUAAUGGAGUUUUUAUUAUUUGAUGAUAUUGGCAGGACCAAAAUGGUUAUGUACAUGGUAAUAUGUACGAUUGCAGCUGUUCUAGCAGUAAAUUAUCAAAUAAGUGGAAAGGAAAAGGCCACGCCUGCAAUUCGCAAAGUUUUUCAUAUAUUUGCAGUUGCUGUUUAUCUUCCGUCUUUGAUUUAUCAGUGUUCUUUGAUAUACCUAGCAAGUGGGGUUCUUUUAGGAAUAUUUGCUAUGUUAGAGACUAUCAGAAUAUUAAACAUUCCGCCUCUGGGAGGACCUUUGCAAAAUGGCUUUUUUGCAUACAGAGAUGAAAAGGAUAGCGGUCCUGUUGCACUUACACCCUUGUAUCUAUUGAUCGGAUGCUCUAUGCCUUUAUGGAUUCAUCCUGCGCCAUGUGAUGUUGUUGAUUCUGCAGGAUUCAACCUACUUCCAGUAAUGAGUGGUGUUCUUGCUAUUGGAAUAGGUGAUACUGCCGCUAGUGUGGUGGGUACCAAAAUGGGAAAACGAUUCUGGCCAGGUACCAAGAAGACAAUGGAAGGUACCAUUGGAUGCAUCAUUAGUCAAUUUAUUGUCGUUUAUGCGUUAGUGUGUACAGGUUUUUUAGAUGCAAAUAACCAUGAUCUACUGAAGACUGUUGUUGCAAUAAUUGUGGGGUCAUUAGUUGAAGCUUCAACUAACCAGAUUGACAAUAUUGUAUUACCAUUAGUAUUAUUUAUAAUUCUUUGCUGACUGUACCUGUAAGUUAUUAUUUAUUGUUGAAUAAAAAGCAAUAGUUUUGUA